Messenger RNA from Bombyx mandarina (wild silkworm), 3370 nucleotides. RefSeq lists its product as uncharacterized. Gene Ontology annotation, cellular component: nucleus. Lineage: Eukaryota; Metazoa; Arthropoda; Insecta; Lepidoptera; Bombycidae. Gene Ontology annotation, molecular function: RNA binding. The record is from RefSeq and is a predicted model, not a curated record.
UAGUUUCACUUAAUUUAACCCCAUAAUCAAUUUCAACUAAAUUAACUAAACAUUGCACUUUACCUCACAUCACAAACCUCUAUAAUUUUACGUCUCUUUAAAACAAAAUGUAUGUAUCAGAAUAUUAGGAUUAUAAAAUAUCAGGAACAGACUAAUAAGAAAUGCCUAGAGCCGAUUGGGAUGUAUAAUUUCACACCUUCGCUUUUAUGUAUUUAAAAUAACUAUUAUUGUCAUUACUGUUACUGUCAAAACGGCUUGUCUCCAAACUACUAAAUCUUUGGAAGAUGCAUUUUGUUAUUGUAUUGUUUAUGAAGUGAAAAACCUCUAGGUUUCUUCAUUAAAUAUGUCUGGUGGGCUCGUAGAUAAAGUUUACAUAGGCUUAGAUAACGCACCUGCCGCAUUUGACAUAAAAGGAAGGAUAUUAGGUCCUAACGGGACUAAUUUAGAGUACAUAAGAUCAGAAACUGGAGUAGUUGCGGUAUUGAAAGGUGAUAAACUUGAACCUUUACAUUUGGCGCUACACCACACUAGAUCAGAUGCAUUAGCUGCAGCGAGGUCAUUGGCGCAAAAUCUUAUUGAGACGAUACGAGCGGAACUGGCACAAUGGAGCGCUGCGCAAGCUGGAGGGCCUCCGCAGGCCAUGAAUGUUCCACCACCGACAUUAACAACAACAUCGGCUCCUCAACCUGUACCACCACCGACUCCCACAGCCGCAUUGGCCACUCCGCCUACUCUCACAUCUACGGUGCCUGCUGUGAUUCCUCCAGUAGUCAGUGUAGCUCCUGCACCUACUCCUCUGAUGACAGUUCGACAACCUACUGUUCUACAACUUUUACCCCAGCAGCAAUAUGUGUAUAACCAAGAAAACGGGCAGCUAAUACCCAUUGUACAGCCAGGUGUACAGGUUUCAAAUACUAAUUUCACAUCACUGCCCAUAGCUCAACAAUUAGGACUACAGCAACCAAAUUAUGGAGCAACACAAAUAGUUGAUAUUUCAAGUAUGCAACCUGUUAACGUGACACAAUUGAGGUUAAGUGGAGUACCAUCAUCCAUGUCAAUGCUACUACCAAAUGGAUUUACGUUUCCUCAAGCAAGUUUAUCGACAGCAGACACUACUGUCAGCUCAGCAACAGCAACUCCGGUGGUAUGUGCAGCACAAGGAAUAAAUUCCUCACAGAAAAUCCUAUACAGCUCUGAUAAAGAUAAAGAUGUAAAAUAUCACAUACAAGGAACAGAUACUGUACAAUGGACCGUGCCGGGAUCACAAACAAUGCUAAUACCAUACCAACAGUUACAAGAUCUCAGUUCUUGUCAACAGGGCUUAUCAAAUUUACAACCUCAACAGUUUGUCUCUAUCGCACCAGCAGGUGGUCUUCAACAAACAUUACCAUUAACUGCUGCUCAAUUACAGCAACUACAAACAGGAACUAUAAUGCAGCUAAAUCAGAAGCCGAUUGUGAGCAGUGGAUCUUUAAUAAACAUAAUAUCGACUGGACAAGCGUCAUCACCACAAGUCUACUCUAAUUCUUCAACGCCUACGAAAAACGCGGGAAAUCAAGAAAGCCGAGGUCAGAAGCGAUUAUCUGACGGUACACCUAGUCAACUGCAAUUAAGACCUAUAGCACCAGCGGGGUCGCAUGUAAGCCUGGACAAGAGCACGACCAGAGAGACGCGCUCGUGGACGGCGGCCGCAGGUAGAGAAAACACGGUGGUCAGCAUGGGAAUGAAAAUCAACCCUACACACGGCACCAUCAUACACGUGUCUUCAGGACAGCAGACUAACGUAUCAGCAACGGGAACUCAAGACGGCACCGGAAUGUACAUACGUCAAAUUGACAAAAACUCCAUACAGAUUCAAUCAAGCAAAGAUAAUCAGAAACAGGAUCUCACCAAAGUACAAAGUACAGCUCAGAACGUGCAAAUGAUUACAGUGCCACAGGGCAUGACCGUUUUGCAAAACCCGCUGAACAUAAGUCAAAUGCCAACUAUGCUUGGACAGCCAAACAAUCAAGUUUACAUGAUUCCCGCUAACCAAUCGAAUCUAGUCCAAGGAGCAUUACAGCCUGGCCUACUUGGACAACAGGUCUUGCAAUCCAGUCCGAAUGUUACUGUGGUACAGCCAAAUCAAUUAGGCGUACCCGGAGGCGUACAGUAUAAUGUUCCAAUAAUGCCAAUGAACAUGCCCGCCAAUUCGCAAUACAUGCCAACUGGUUUAAGUUUAAAUAAUCAGCUAUCGGCGCAUCAGUUGAAUGCGGCCUUGAGUGGCCACCAAUUAAACCCUAAUUUGGCUGUAUCAGGAACUAUACCUAUCGUUCAAGCACCGCCGUCUUCGCCUUUGACGAAUCCACAGAUAGCGGCCGGUCACGCGCCCAGUAUUCCGCAAAUAAUGCCGCAAAACUCCUUCAUUAACCCCACUUCGCAAUAUGGGAGUGUACAACAGCAAUAUAUGAUGCAAAAUUCAGGAGCUCUCACCGUACCCAACAAUAAUGUGCAAUAUACUAUUCCAAAUACAAGUCCUGCGUCUGCAAAUAACAGCAAUGGACAAACUGUGGUGGGUGAUACUGACAAUACAAAUGGAAGUGGCAAUCAGACGACCUACAUCACGUCUUCUUCUCAAGACAAUGGAUAUUCGGUACCUGCUGGUACAUUACAAGGCUCGCAACAGAAUUUCUCCGCUGAAGGUUCUACCGCAACGCAAGGGACGUACACUCCUGUCACACAAGCUAGUACACCGGGCUAUGGUUCUACGAACGGGAAUCAGGCUGGCUACAUCAGUCAAACGUCAACGACACAACCCCCAAACUAUCAAACAAACGGCUCGAAUCCUCCAACGCCCAAUCAAAACUACACCGGCGCAACGUCGAGUCCUCAAACAUCGCAAUCUAACUUUUCUCCGUCAACAACGCCCGCACCCAAUCAAUCGUAUCCGGGGCAGAAUUUACAGAGCAUGCAAAACGUCGGUUUUGCGCCAAAUCAAAAUCCUCAGAAUCCUUACCCGAAUGCGACUGGACAAAAUUUGGCAGCUUAUGCGAGUAACCAAUACCAGUACACGAGCAGGCCUUGGUUCAGGCCCCGGUAUGGUUCCCCCCAGGGCUCCCCGUACAGCUCGGGAGCGGGCCCCCCGCCGAACGGAGCCCCGAUGCCAGUGCCACCACCCUCCACCAACUAUAACUACUGGCCGGAUAGUUGAGACUUGGAAAGUUUUAUAUUCUUGGAAGACGACCAGUGUUAGGCAGAUAUAUUGUAAACGAGACUGUUUUAACUACAUAUUAUAUAUAAAAUUGAAAAAGAUUUAAGAAACAUUUAUACAUAAAUUAACAUUUAUAAAAUGUAAAAAUAAAUUUAGAAAGAUUAUAAAUAGUACUUAAAA